AAUUCUAUGUACAUUUUUGUCUACGUGACCCGAUUUCACUUAUGUAUCUUCAUCUCGUACUAGUGAUUUUUGUUGCAAGCGCAUCUCAUUCAAGUCGGCCAUCUUACCGAUAAUGUUUUUACGAUAUUACGAAAGUAUAAUCGCAUGUUACUUAUUAAAAUAAAUGAAAAUUAUGAAGCUGUUAAUUAAUGGAGGAUACAGUGAAUGAGGAAUAGUAUUAUAAAUAUGGCAGGGUAUAGAAAGGUGUAGUGCCAUUGAUAAGUGACGAAAUAUUGUUUAAUUUCUGACUAUUGUGAUCGUGAAAAAUUUAUAAAAUGUCUAAUGGAGAUGAUGUUUGUACAUCGGGGAGUGGAGUUAACAUACAAGUAUUUCGUCCUACAUGGGAUGAGUUUAAGGAUUUUAACAAAUACGUACAGUAUAUGGAGUCGAAAGGGGCCCACAAGGCUGGACUAGCAAAAGUCAUCCCACCACCUGAAUGGGUCCCUCGAAAGGGGGGCUAUGAUUUGGACCAGUUAAACAUUACAAUAUCAUCGCCGAUAUGUCAGGUAGUGACUGGUAAGCAGGGUCUAUUUCAACAAAUAAACAUACAGAAAAAAGCGAUGACUGUAAAACAAUUUGCCGUACUUGCGAACUCGGCGAAGUACUGUACACCACGACACACGAGUUUCGAAGAUCUCGAGAGGAAGUAUUGGAAAAAUGUAACGUAUGUAGCGCCGAUAUAUGGAGCUGAUGUCAACGGCAGUAUCACAGACCCUGACGUCAAGGAGUGGAAUAUUAAUCACCUGGGUACGAUCCUGGACUUCGUUAACUCGGAUUAUGGCAUAGAAAUAGAUGGUGUUAAUACGGCAUACCUCUACUUUGGCAUGUGGAAAACGACAUUUGCCUGGCAUACGGAAGAUAUGGAUCUAUACUCGAUUAACUAUUUGCAUUUUGGAGAACCUAAAACCUGGUAUGCCAUUCCACCGGAGCACGGUAAGAGAUUUGAAAGGAUAGCCGCAGGAUUUUUCCCCACUUCGGCCAAAACUUGCCAGGCGUUUCUCAGACACAAAAUGACGUUAAUAUCACCGCAGAUUUUGAAGCAAUACUCUGUUCCAUGCAACAAAAUCACUCAAGAAUCUGGCGAAAUAAUGAUUACCUUCCCAUAUGGUUACCAUGCUGGUUUCAAUCAUGGUUUUAAUUGUGCGGAAUCAACAAAUUUUGCUGCACCACGGUGGGUUGAAUACGGAAAGCGUGCUACUCAGUGUACCUGCAGUAAUGAUAUGGUAAAGAUCUCAAUGGACACAUUUGUUAAGCGAUUCCAGCCAGACCGGUAUGAGUUGUGGUUGAAAGGGCAAGAUAUAGGCUGCCACCCUGAGCAGCCAGAGAAAAUGGUACCCGCCCCGCAUCCGUCCGGCCAAGACAUAUUGUGCAAUAAAAAUAACACAGAGCUACCUGAAUCCUUCAUUGAAGCAGAGGAAGAAGGCUUCAAAAAGAAAAAGCGGCAUCCACUACAUUUAAAACGAGCCAUGGCUAGCAAAAGUAUUUCUGAAGGGGCAAUUGCUGUAUCAAUAUUGGGGCAUGAUGUUAUGGACGAUGACGAGAUGACAAUGGCGGAAGGUGAUCUAGAUAUGAUGACAUCCAUGAAGCGACCGAUAAUGCCAAUAGAACCAGAUGAUCCUCAGUUGGAUGCUCUUGAAGAUAUUUGGUUGAAAGGCGAUGAAAUGGAUCCCUCUGAAGCACAGUUACCCGAUGUUGGCUAUAUCGACUCUGAUAAAGACUCUGAUUACGGAGCACCGAAAACAAAAAAGUCAUCCAAAGUGAGAAGAAAACGGAAAGACAGUACUAAAAAAGACAAGAUAAAAGAUGAACCAAAUGAUGAUGAUAAAACUAAAAGCAAGCCAAAAACACCAAUAAGAAGGAUUAAAUCGAAAAAGCUGUCAAGUGAGCAAAUAGAAUCAAUUGCAGCUGUUGUCUCUUCUUUUGAAUCGCCUCCACAUGAAGCGUCCACCGAAUCAGUAAAGAUAGACACAUCUCCAUCAGACCCACUAAUAAACAUCUCUAUAGAAGUCACAGAAGUAAUAGAAGAAGGCAUAACAAGCACAGAUACGAAAAAGGAAACAAAGAAGCGGAAAUCAGCGGGCAAAAAGGAUGGAGACCAAAAGGAAAAACCUAAAAAGGAACGAGUGAAAAAGGAGCCGGUGAAACGACAGCCCAGACCCAAAAAGGAGAAAGCAGAAGGCGAAAUAAAAAUACGGAGACCGAGGAAACCUCAAGCCCCUAAAUUUAAGCCAGCAUUCGAGUAUCACUCGCCCUUACAACCAGUGAUGGCUAGUCAGCAUAAGCUAUACAACCAGCCAAAUCCAACAACCUCUACAGUAUCAAGCACCACAAAAACCCCACCGAAAACGUAUUCCGGACUACUACUCGACCCGAACCUCAGGGUACCAUCAGUUCUACCGCCGAUAAACAAAAACCCGAGCGCGUUCGAAAGCGAAUUCCAUAAAUUUAUGUCGAAGAAAGAGAAGACGACACCCCAAAAUGCCAUCUUUCCAGUGCGGAAGCCGAAGCAGCAGAAGAAAGUUGAGCCACAGCCAUCUCCUCAACCCACAACCCCCGAAAAGAACCAAGACUGGCCGACCCCCAUUGGCCAGUACAACGACAAUAUAUUCCUAGACGCACCCAUAGAUUAUAGAACCUACCAAGACCCACAAAGACUGCAGCAGACCUACCAGCCAGACAGAAACCACUGGAGACCCCAAUACUAUCAUCCACCUAACCAAGGGUCCUGGGUUCAAUUGCCGGCAUGCCUCAACGUGCUGACGAAGCAAGAGGCGUCGCCGUGCGUGGAGAAGGAGGAAGUGAAAGUGGAGGUGGAGAGGUUCAUCGACCUGGCCAGGCAGAUGGAGGCGUUCUUCCUGCAGAAGAGGUUUCUGCUUUCGGCAAUGAAGCCGGAACUGCUCGUCAAAGAGGACAACAACGAGCUAAAGUGCGAGCUGCAGCGUAAAGACGAGCUGCUGAGGCGGCACUAUGAGAAGAUCAGCCAAUGGCUGAACCUGCUGGCCGAUCUGCAGGGUCACACUCUGUACAACAAAUGCCAGCAGCAAACGCAGCCGCAGCCGAUGCAGCAAGCGGCGUCGCCGAUGCAGCAGCCGUGCAGCGUGCAGCAGAGCGUGCAGGCGCAGCAAAUGGCCGCAGCGGCUGCGGCCCAACAGGCAGCCCUGCAGCAACAGGCGCUGCAACAGCAGCAACAGGUACCGCGGCCGCCGCUACCGCCCGCGUACCCCAGUAACGUGCCGAGGCGGUAGCGCGAAAAAAAACUACCCGCAUAAAAAACUUCAAAAAAAAAAAAGUUUAAAAUUUCCGCGAAAUAAAUAAAAAACUACCCGCAUAAAAAAACUUCACGCUGUCACUUGCCAGGUGACGCAACUGCUAUGUUGACACCUGUCUCA
This is a messenger RNA of Zerene cesonia (dogface butterfly), 3428 nucleotides long. Its product is annotated as probable lysine-specific demethylase 4B. The transcript has 7 exons. Gene Ontology annotation, molecular function: histone H3K36 demethylase activity; histone H3K9 demethylase activity. Gene Ontology annotation, cellular component: nucleus. NCBI's taxonomy places the organism in Eukaryota, Metazoa, Arthropoda, Insecta, Lepidoptera, Pieridae. Gene Ontology annotation, biological process: chromatin remodeling. The record is from RefSeq and is a predicted model, not a curated record. The coding region runs from base 315 to 3284 and encodes 989 amino acids.